AUGGCUACAUGUGUUGGCGGCAAUCUGAAUGUCACUGGACUCCAUGUCUCAGUCAGGUCGAACACGCUGGACCCAAGCCGUUGGACGUCAAACCCGUUGGACGUCAAACCCGUUGGACGUCAAACCCGUUGGACGUCGAAGCCGUUGGAUGAGCGCAUCAACCCGUUGGAAGUCGAACACGCUGGACCCAAACCCGUUGGAUGUCGAACCCGUCCAAGGAGCGCAUUAACCCAUUGGACCCGAACCCGUUGGAUGAACCCAUCAACCCGUUGGAUGAACCCAUCAACCCGUUGGACCCAACCCGUUGGACGUCAAACCCGUUGGACGUCAAACCCGUCCCAGGAGCGCAUUAACCCGUUGGAAGUCGAACACGCUGGACCCAAACCCGUUGGAUGUCGAACCCGUUGGAUGAGGAAGUCGAACGCGCUGGACCCAACCCGUUGGACGUCAAACCCGUCCCAGGAGCGCAUUAACCCGUUGGGAGUUGAACACGCUGGACCCAAACCCGUUGGACGUCGAACCCGUUGGAUGAGGAAGUCGAACACGCUGGACACAAACCCGUUGAACGUCAAACCCGUUGGACGUCAAACCCGUCCCAGGAGCGCAUUAACCCGUUGGGAGUUGGGCGCGCUGGACCCAAACCCGUUGGACGUCAAACCCGUCCAAGGAGCCCAUUUACCCAUUGGACCCGAACCCGUUGGAUGA
Molecule: messenger RNA, 705 nt
Organism: Histoplasma mississippiense
Lineage: Eukaryota; Fungi; Ascomycota; Eurotiomycetes; Onygenales; Ajellomycetaceae
Exons: 3
Coding region: 1-705 (234 amino acids)
Source: RefSeq, a predicted model, not a curated record